Molecule: messenger RNA, 489 nt
Organism: Cordyceps fumosorosea ARSEF 2679
Lineage: Eukaryota; Fungi; Ascomycota; Sordariomycetes; Hypocreales; Cordycipitaceae
Product: RNA-binding protein 8A
Exons: 2
Coding region: 1-489 (162 amino acids)
Biological process (GO): RNA splicing
Cellular component (GO): cytoplasm; exon-exon junction complex; nucleus
Molecular function (GO): mRNA binding
Source: RefSeq, a predicted model, not a curated record
AUGACCAGCACAGAGAUGGAAGUCGAUGCCGCCGGCUCAGGGCCUGCACAAGAUGAGUCGCCUAUGCAGACACACGGGAAGGCUACUGCGGUGCGGUCUAUUGAGGGGUGGAUUAUCAUCGUGACCAACGUCCACGAGGAAGCCGAUGAAGAGACGAUCCAGGACACGUUUGGCGAGUUUGGCGAAGUGAAGAAUCUCCACUUGAACUUGGAUCGACGGAGCGGUUAUCCCGGACCGCAGACUGACUUGUGGCAGGGUUAUGCUCUGAUCGAGUAUGCGACUUUGGAGGAAGCCCGAGCCGCCAUCGACGGCGCGCACAACACGAAGAUUCUCGACCAGACGAUACAGGUAGACUUUGCCUUUGUUCGGCCGCCGCCGGGCAAGGGAGGACGAGGAGGACGAGGAGCAGGCCGCCGAUCAGGGCGCAGCCGGAGCCGAAGCAGGAGUCCCGAUCACAAGGAUACCGAUGGCGACGUGGAUAUCGAAUAA